AUGUUGAUGUGUCAACAUCAGACUGGAGCCAUGGAGCUAAGAGUUCUUCAACUCAACGCUGAUGAGAGCAAAGUGGCUUCGGUGAAACUUCUUAUAACCCUGGAGGAGGAUGCCAGCGACGUCGCUCUAGUCCAGAAACCGUCAGGCAACACGGUUUCCGGGCUGAGAUCAUCUUUUAUCUCUUAUACCACACCACACACCGAUGACCUCACAGUUGUAGCAAUUGAAGGCACCAGCCACCGCAUUCGCGUGGCAUCCAGCUACAUGGCAUACGACAGAGGGGCGCCACCGAAAAAAAAAACUGGUCCACUAAAGGAAGAAAACUGGGGACUUAUUAUUACUAUGGCGGCUAAGAACAAGACCGUGAGGCUAAUCAAGUGCUUCUGCGGAUGCUCUGAUAUGACAGUGGAGGAGGUUCAUCGCAUUUACACACUCACAAUUGUUAGUGAAACUUUAUUGGAUGUACCGGACACCAAACUGUUGGCCCGUUUCAUGGAGCUUCGGCGUUUCGGCAACAAAAACGAUGCCGAACAGUAUUUGGAAAUAUAUGAGAAAUACGCAGAAUUGAUAAUGGAGGAGAAACGCACCUUUACUCAGGAUAAGGUUGACGAGUUGGUCGACUUGGGCCUACCGUAUGACUUGGAGCAGGAUUUGUCACGUCGCUUGCUUAGCGGUCAGCAGAGAGAAAUCAGUUUGCGGCUUUAUCAGCUCCAGGGCAAGUGCCGUAAUGAGAUCGAGGCUAGCAAUGAUUUCCGGCGUGUACCUGAAUGAUAGAUUUAAUAGUA
Molecule: messenger RNA, 785 nt
Organism: Drosophila willistoni
Lineage: Eukaryota; Metazoa; Arthropoda; Insecta; Diptera; Drosophilidae
Exons: 3
Coding region: 1-771 (256 amino acids)
Source: RefSeq, a predicted model, not a curated record